UAGUGAGAGUGAGAAACUGAAACAGCAAAGUUUAGAAAAACUUAAAGGUGGACAACAAACUAGAUGUGAGUUUGCAAUAAGAUAUGACUACAGUGGAAGCUUCAUGUGAUUUUUUUGGGCUGCAUAUGGGUUGGUCACUUUCUGAAAGAAAAAGGGGAAAUAACUUUUCAAUUCAGCUUUUGUGUGAGGUGACUGCACCUGAAAUAUACUGAAAACUUAGAGGGAGUUCAAGAAAGAGAAAUCCAAAUUAUCAUUGUGCUGAAUUUCAUCCAAAUUACCUUUGUGCUGAAGGAAUUGACUUAUUGAGGAGAAACUGAGUAAGUGGUACAUGUGCAACACAGAGCAGUUGUGUGAAUCCCUUCAGCCUAUCUUUGUCCAGAGUUACCUUGACCAGGGAACGCAGAUCUUCUUAAACAACAGCAUUGAGAAAUCAGGCUGGCUCUUUAUCCAGCUCUAUCAUUCUUUCGUGUUCUCAGUUUUUAGCCUGUUUAUGUCUAGAACAUCAAUCAAUGGGUUGCUGGGAAGAGGCUCAAUGUUUGUGUUUUCAUCAGAACAAUUUCAGAGACUACUCAAAAUAAACCCAGAGUGGAAAUCCCAUAGACUUCUCGAUUUAGGGGCUGGAGAUGGAGAAGUCACAAAAGUCAUGAGUCCUCACUUUGAAGAAAUCUAUGCCACUGAGUUAUCUGAAACUAUGAUAUGGCAGCUUCAGAAAAAGAAGUACAGAGUGCUCGGUAUAAAUGAAUGGCAGAACACAGGAUUCCAGUAUGAUGUUAUCAGCUGCUUGAAUUUGCUUGAUCGCUGUGAUCAGCCACUGACUGUGUUAAAAGAUAUUAGAAGUGUUUUGGAACCAACUAGAGGCAGAGUCAUUCUUGCACUAGUUUUGCCCUUUCAUCCAUAUGUGGAAAAUGUAGGUGGCAAGUGGGAAAAACCCUCAGAAAUUUUGGAAAUCAAGGGGCAGACUUGGGAAGAACAGGUGAAUAGCCUGCCAGAAGUUUUCAGAAAAGCUGGUUUUGCCAUAGAGGCUUUCACCAGACUGCCAUACUUAUGUGAAGGUGAUAUGUAUAAUGACUACUAUGUAUUAGAUGAUGCUGUCUUCGUCCUCAAGCCGGUGUAAGCGUGUAUGAAGUAGAAGUCUUCAAAGUCAAACCCAAGAAGCAGCCUCUGAAAGAGGUGUCUGAUUUAUGAUUACUUAAUGGGAGGGAAUUUUGGGAUUGCCAUUCUAAAUAAAUAUCAUGUAAGAAUUUUAAAUGCCAAAAUACUAAUGUAUUUCUUUGUAGUAUCUUUAAAAAGGACAGUUUUUUUUUAAACAGACUCUUCAGUUGAGAUUUUUUACCAACUCUUAGCCCAACAAUGCAGUCUGCAAUCCAACAUUAAUGGAAGAUAUUUUUAUACUUACCUGCAGUAGGGAUCAUAACCAGACAAAAGCAAUAGUCAUUAUGAUACAUGAGCCAAUAUACAGUAUGGAUUGUUCUUUAAGAAAUCAAGUGAAAACUGGCAAUAAAGCUAUCUCUGCAGUUCAGAGCAUUGUCGACUAUAAAGAGUUGGAAUGGAUAUUCUUCCAUGUUAAGAAGUUAUUUUAUCUCUGACUGUCAUUCUUCAGCACAUCUUUUUAAUCAUGCUAAUAAACUUUUUUUGAGAUGA
Molecule: messenger RNA, 1641 nt
Organism: Pelodiscus sinensis (Chinese soft-shelled turtle)
Lineage: Eukaryota; Metazoa; Chordata; Testudines; Trionychidae
Source: RefSeq, a predicted model, not a curated record